This is a messenger RNA of Pollicipes pollicipes, 4244 nucleotides long. RefSeq names its product apolipophorins-like. The transcript has 12 exons. The coding region runs from base 81 to 4244 and encodes 1387 amino acids. Gene Ontology annotation, biological process: lipid transport. NCBI's taxonomy places the organism in Eukaryota, Metazoa, Arthropoda, Thecostraca, Pollicipedomorpha, Pollicipedidae. The record is from RefSeq and is a predicted model, not a curated record. Gene Ontology annotation, molecular function: lipid carrier activity.
GUGAAGCCGAGAGGGCCCCGGUGCGUUGUCGCUCCCGUAAGCUGGACUGAACCCGGGCUUCACGCGCAAGAGGGCCCGCCAUGCGGCGCCACGCCGCUCUCCUGAGCCUGCUGCUGGCUGCAGGAGCCGUGGCAGGGCCGACGGACCCGCGGGCCGGCCACCGCUGCGCCUCCUACUGCCUGAGCGCCGACAACAGCAAGUUCGCCUACACGGCCGGCCAGACGUACGUGUAUGCAUACACCUCCGAUGUUGUGACGACGCUAGCCGGCGCCACGGACGAGGCGUCGAGGCUGCACGUGAAGGCCACGGCCGAGAUCGCGGCCAACUCGGCCUGCGACUUCACGCUCCAGUUGAGGGAUGUCACCCUUGAGGACUCGGAUCCGAAGAACGUAGAUCGUCGAAGGCAUGUGGACGAUAUGGCCUCCUUCAAAGACGAGCUGGAGAAAUAUCCGCUGUCCUUCAGCUACCAGGACGGCCGAGUGGAGGAGCUCUGUUCCAGUCAAUUUGAGUCUGUAUGGGCGCUGAACUUCAAGCGCGGCCUUCUCUCGGCCACCGUCAACAACCUUGAAACGCUUGACUUGGGCGAGACCCAGAAGUACGAGACGGACGUGUCCGGCUACUGCUCCACCAACUACACCGUCCGCAACUUGGGCGACAUCACCGCGGUGAUCAAGACCAAGGAACUGCUGACCUGUCGAGAACGCGGCCACCUCGUGUCCUCACUUCAAACGACACCCUACCAUUCGGCCUCCAACAUUCAGUCCAUGCCGUUGCUAAGGAGCACCCAGCGUUGUCGGCAGGCAGUGUCGGCUGGCCGGCUACUCACAGUGGUUUGCCAGGAAGAUCACCUGUUCCGGCCGUUCUCCGGCGGCGGAAACGGAGCGGUCACGCGCACCACCCUGACACUGACUGAGAUGAACGUCCGGCCCACAGUUCACACCCGCCAGCACGAACCGCUGCGAGUGCGCAGUAGCGCCAUGUUUGACCACUCGGCGCCAGAGCUGAAGGCGGUGGACCGUGCGGACGCGACGCGCCUCUUGCUGGCCGAAAUGCAGCGGCAGACCGCUGAGGAUGUGCGGCGCGAGGUCCCUCGCCUCUUCACGCAGCUGGUGCAGACACUGCGCCAAGCGGACGCGGCCAGCCUCGCCCGCCUCCUGCGCGAACAGACGCAGCAGACGACGCGCAAGUACCUGAUGGACGCCCUGCCCAUGCUGGGCACUGCCGCCGCCCUGGUCGUCAUGAGGGACAUGGUGAUGCUCGGGCAAGUCGCUUCCGAGGAGACCGACCGCUGGAUGACGUCUCUUGCCUUUGUGCACGAGCCGCGGCUGGACAUGGUGGAGGCGGUGGCGCCGCUGCUGGCUGACGCUGGUGUCAGGACGCAGACGCUGCUGGGCGUCUCGGCCAUGCUGCACCGCUUCUGCCGCGCCGAUGUUGACUGUGCCCAGCGGCCAGCUGUGAGGCAGGCCGUAAGCAGCAUCGAGCAGCUGCUUGGUGGCGACUGCGCGUCCGAAUCCAGGGGAGGCAGGACCAGGGUCCUGGCAGCGCUGAAGGCCCUGGGCAACGUUGGACUUCUGAUUCGCGGCGAGGGUGUCCUUCGCGCUUGCUUCGCGAGUAAGGACGACGUCGAAACUCGCCUCGAAGCCAUCAGGGCGUACCGGAGGAUGCCGUGUGCCGUGGUAAGCAACAGCGGGCUAGUGCACACAUUCGCCAACCAUUUGGAGAACAGCGAGGUUCGCAUCGCCGCCUACUUGGCUGUCACGCAAUGUGCUACCCACGAGGUUGUCGACAAGCUAAUGGAAAUUCUAUCGAAGGAAACUGUCAACCAGGUAGGAAGCUUUGUGUGGACGCACAUAACCAACAUGCAAGAAACCAAUGACCCCAGCAAGCAGUACUUGAAGUCGCUUCUCUACAAUGUGGAGCUAUCAAAAAAGUUUGCCACCGAUGCAAGGAAGUUCUCACGAUAUUAUGAAAAAUCAGCAUUCUUUGAAUCCGUGAAUGCCGGAGGGUCAGUGGAGGGCGCCGUGGUGUUUUCACCAGAAUCGUACAUACCAAGGUCCGGCAUGCUAAACCUCACCGUCGAUCUCUUUGGCGAGGCCAUCAAUCUAUUGGAGGUCGGUGGCCGCGUGGAAGGCCUGGAGCACUAUGUUGAAAACCUGUUUGGGAACAAAGGUCCGUACCCACAGGAAUCCAUUAGCCAGAUCCUGCGGACGAUGAGGGGUCGACCGAGCAGCAAUGACAUCACUAGGCUCUCGGAUGCCUAUAACGCCGCCAAUGACGCGUCUGGGUCGUUUCAUGCAUCAUCGUACGUGAAGAUCUUUGGCAACGAACUGAGCUUUGGCACAUUCGAUGACCUCAGUGCUCUGGUUCGUGCUUUGGGCGACGACGGUCCAGUGAGCUUUCUGCAAAAGCUGGCAAAGGACAGAGACUGGACCGACAACUACCAGUUCCUGGAUACGAGCUAUACGAUUCCCACUAUGAUCGGUCUUCCCUUCAAACUGCGAGCCGUGGGGGCCGCCACUGUUACGCUGAAGACGAGUGGACGCUUCAACAUUGAGUCAUGGAAUAAGAUGAAUAUCGAAGGGUUUAUUAAACCUUCUGCUGCCGUGGAAAUUGCCGCUGAAAUGAGCGUAGACGCCUACGUUGCUCGCACUGGACUCAAGAUGAACACAAAUCUUCACACAUCGACCGCUCUGGACGGACAGGUGGUCAUUGAUUCGGCUAAAAUUGUGUCAAUCAAGAUGAACAUGCCUAAGGAUAAGGUGGAGAUGCUAGAUGUCAGAACAAGCUUCCAUAGCGUUUACCAGAACCAGGAGAUACCACUGGAGACGACCAGCAACAAGGUCGAAUAUGGCGCCUGCUCAGAGGCUUACACCGCAGCCGCGCUUGGAGUCAACAUAUGCUCAGAAAUCUGCUACCCACUGCCCGCUGCCAGCGGUGCGAGCUUUCUGCUGACGGGCCCUCUGACCGCUCGCAUCACCGUGGAAAAGACCGACACUGUCAAGGCGUUCAUUUUCGAGUACCGACACUCGAACGAGGCAGGGGUGAGGAAAUCCAGCCUGAUGCUGGACACGCCGGGGACCACCACCAAUCGGCACAUAAACCUCGACUACAUGAUCAACUUCCGGAACAAGGCGUUCCGCGUCGGCAUCAUCACUCCCGUUAAGUCGGUGGAACUGGCGGGAAGUCUCGACGUGGCGACUGAGAGAAAGCACGCUGCUCUGCAGCUAGAUAUCGACCGGCGGGAGAUCUUCGGUGUCACCGGCAGUCUGACGAAGAACGACACGCUGCGGGCUGUCGAGUAUCAGCCUCUGGUCGUGAUCCGGGGCUCAUCCGGGCCGCUGUUUCGCCUCAAAGGGGAAGUGCUUGUCAAUAAGGACAAACCCAAGUACGCCGUCCGCCUGCGCGCCAACACUCUGUACAACUAUCCGAUCGUCCUUACUGGUUCUGUUGACGAAGAUGACGGCAUGUAUAGCAUUGCCACAUCCUUAAGCUCGCGUGCUCUGACCGGAACUCUGAACGGGAUGUUCCGCCACGACGGCACGAGCCUCGUGCUGCAGACGGCGACAGAGUACAGCGUGCUAGAUGGUCCCACGCGGACCAUCUCCCUCAACACGAAGAUGGACAAGGAAGCUCUCGGCGAACAGGCGUUGUACAAACUUUCCAUGGAGACAAAGUUGUCGGCGCUGCCGCUCCUCGACACGGAGCUGAGGGCGGAGCUGGCCAGGUCGCCAGGCCAGCACCGCGCCACGGCGGAGCUGAUGCUCGGCCAGCGCCGAUAUCAGCUCAGCGCCGGCCUCGGUGACCAGCGCGGCAGGCGGUUCGGCGAGAUUGCCUUUCAGGCGGCGCACAUGGACGUCGACUUCAAACUGGCCACCGAGCUAGACAUGAGCACCAAACAGAGGCUUCAGCUGAGCACUAUGGCACGGCUUAAUCAGGACAGAUUUGCCGGAGGAAGUCUUACUGUCAGCUACCUGUCUGAAGGCUUCAACUUCGACUACGGUGUCGACACCAACAUCACUCUAAUGACCUCCAGCUACGCAUUGGUCGCCCAAGUGCGACGCGACGACGGAACAGCCGACCUUACGUUUCUGGCCUCCCGAGAGGUGGGGAGCGAGAGCAGGACGGUCCGGCUGGCCGCGGCGCUCGGUCUGGACGAGACGGACGCGCACACGCUGGACGCCAGUCUUGACCUACCCAACUACCCAAGCACGCGGCUGAGUGGCCGGCUGGCAGCCGGCAAGUAA